This is a messenger RNA of Staurois parvus, 1110 nucleotides long. The record is from the annotation of a GenBank genome assembly. Lineage: Eukaryota; Metazoa; Chordata; Amphibia; Anura; Ranidae.
AUGCUGCAGAACAAUACAUCCACAGUGUUGAUAGAAUUACUGGACAGUGCAGGACAGUUGACUUUGGGCAACAGCUCCCGAAAUAGCACUUCUACGGAGUCCCCUGGAAUUGCAAUCUUUAUUUCAUUUGUCUAUUCUUUAGUUUGUAUUGUGGGAUUGUGCGGUAACUCUAUGGUGAUUUAUGUAAUCUUGCGUUAUGCCAAAAUGAAGACUGCCACAAACAUCUAUAUUUUAAAUCUGGCCAUUGCCGAUGAACUUCUCAUGCUGAGUGUACCUUUUUUGGUGACAUCUACUCUCCUCCGGCACUGGCCAUUUGGUUCUCUUCUCUGUAGGCUGGUUCUGAGUUUGGAUGCUAUGAACAUGUUUACAAGUGUCUACUGCUUGGCGGUUCUUAGUUUGGACAGGUAUGUGGCAGUAGUCCAUCCCAUAAGUGCUGCUCGCUACAGACGUCCGAGUGUGGCAAAGAUGGUAAACCUUGGAGUUUGGCUCUUUUCGAUUCUUAUUAUUAUGCCCAUUGUAAUCUUCUCCAGUACAGCACCUAACAGUGACGGGACAGUGGCUUGCAAUGUACAUAUGCCUGAACCUUCUCAACGAUGGGUUGUGGUCUUUGUACUCUAUACAUUUCUGAUGGGCUUCCUCCUACCUAUGGCUGCCAUCUGUCUCUGCUAUAUUCUCAUUAUCACUAAAAUGAGAGUCGUGGCUCUAAAGGCUGGUUGGCAGCAACGACGCAGAUCUGAGCGUAAGCUGACACUUAUGGUAACUGUAGUGGUGACAGUUUUCGUGGUAUGCUGGAUGCCUUUCUAUGUAGUGCAGUUGGUGGGGGUCUUUGCCAGGAGGGGGGACACUACAAUCAGUCAACUCUCUGUUGCACUUGGUUAUGCCAACAGUUGUGCCAAUCCAUUUCUCUAUGGUGUCCUAUCUGACAAUUUCAGACGGUCCUUUCAGAAGGUCUUGUGCCUUAGUUGGAUGGAAAAUGCCACAGAAGAACCAGUGGACUACUAUGCCACGGCAUUGAAAAGCAGAGCUUACAGUGCUGAGGAUCUCCAGAAUGGCAUGUUGACAACAGGCAGCACAUAUCGCAAUGGGACCUGCAGCUCCAGGACUCAUUAG